Messenger RNA from Pygocentrus nattereri (red-bellied piranha), 3316 nucleotides. RefSeq lists its product as uncharacterized. Gene Ontology annotation, biological process: cell surface receptor signaling pathway; positive regulation of T cell proliferation; cellular response to lipopolysaccharide. NCBI's taxonomy places the organism in Eukaryota, Metazoa, Chordata, Actinopteri, Characiformes, Serrasalmidae. The record is from RefSeq and is a predicted model, not a curated record. The transcript is spliced from 20 exons. The coding region runs from base 301 to 2454 and encodes 717 amino acids. Gene Ontology annotation, cellular component: external side of plasma membrane.
UUACCAUGGUUUAUGUUAAUGCAAUGAACUGUUGAACCACUGUAGGGUCAAGAGAAAUAAGAUAACAACAGAGGAAGUAUUUCCUGAAAAAACAUAGUACAAGGAACUAAAUCAGCAUGUCCCUUCAUUUCCUCUUGCCCUACCAGUUUAAAAGAAUGUUUUCCUCAUAACAGCAUUCCAACGGCUACACGACAGGGAUUGUUCGAGUGUGUUUAGAGUUGACAGUGAGAUGUGUGGAUUAAAGUUUGCUGGUCAAUUAGUUUUGUUUUUUAACAUCUAUUUUUAACUCAUUAUAUUUUCAUGUUCCACGUUCUAUGGGGAAUGUACAUGUCAUUGUUCUUAGUGCUUCUUUUUGCUGUUGGAUGCAACGGCCUCCAUGUCCAAGGCCCCUCUGGUCCUCUUGUAGCCCAGCUAGGAGACACAGUCCUACUUCCCUGCUUUUCUCAGAUCCACCUGCCUCUGGAGGGUCUGCAGGUGGAAUGGAGAAAAGCAGAUUCAGAAUCUCUGGUGAUCCUCUUCCAGCAAGGAGAAAUCAGACCUGAUCUACAGAGUCAGUCCUUUAGGGAUAGAGUCCACCUCUUCCCAGAUGAGAUAUCCAAAGGGAACUUCUCCAUCCUGCUCAACAAUGUGGUCAGAAAUGAUACUGGAGUUUACCGGUGUAAAGUCAGUACAACCCAAGAGUCCAGUGAAACUGAGGUGGAGCUUAAAGAUAUUGAGGAUCUGGUUAAAGGGGCCGACCAUGCUAUCUUUGCCUCGGUGGGUGAGGAGGUAAUACUGAACUGUUCUGUAGACUCUAAUUUACCAGCCCACAUGAUUGAAGAAGUGUCCUGGAAAAAGAGAAGUCAAGACCAAGACGACCUUAUCCUGUUCUUUCAAGACAAUGAGGUCUUCCUUUCUCAUGAAAGUUAUCAGGAAAGAGCCGAGCUCUUUAUCCCUGAAAUCCCCAAAGGUAACUUCUCGCUGAAGGUAAAGAAUGUGAAGCUGGAGGAUAAAGGAGAGUUCAUAUGUGAGGUCCACACUAGUGACUGGUCAGCACAUACUACUGUGGUUCUGCAGAAACUAGGUUUCUCCACGAGCCAAAUAUUGAUCUUGGUGCUGUGCUUUAUUGCACUGCAGCUUUCAGUGGGACUUUGUGUUCCUGUUUUCAUCCUGUUGAAAAAUAAAGCUACUAGUGGAAAAGUUAUGCACGCUUCACUGAUCCUCUGUCCAAACAUCUGCAUAUUUGUUGCUUUCAUCUUAUGGUCAACAGACGGGUCUCUGAUUGAGAUUGUGACUUGUUCAACAGUCAGUAUCUUACGGCCCCUUAUGCUGAUGAAGACCUUUCCCCAUCUUGACCGAUUUCCUAAGCGCUUGGCAACAACAGUGAAGGCUUUGGUUGUUCCAGUGUACCACUCAAUUAUAACUAUCACUGCAUGUUCAAUUUUUUCACAAAGCAUUCGCCAAAUACAAACAGGAAGUGAACAUAUAUUGACCGUAAUGGUAGUACUAGAAGGCAUGUGUUCCAUUGGUGCUGGAGUAUUAGCUGGUUGUUCUCUCCGAAUGCAUUCGACUGUGGUUCUACAAAUAUGCAAUGGUGCUGUGCUGGGUUUUAUUUUAAUCAUCCGAAGCAAAGAACAUUUUCAACAGAGUUUUCUGAUUCCUUCAAUACUGGUUCCGAUUAUCAUAGGAAUUAUGAUGGUCCUCACUCUGCAAAGGCACUACUUUCAGGGAAAACCCUUUAGAUGUCUCCAUAUUGUUCUAUCAUCUACUAUUCUGACAAUAUUCAACCUGGCUGAGCUCAGUGUUUAUAUUCUCAUCGGUAUCUCCACAAAUAAUUUUACUACAGCUUGGUAUCUUCCGCUUGAGGCUGUAAUACAUGCUGUUGCAUGGCUAUCAAUGAUUUUCCUGUUGCGCUGUAAUAGAUGUCAAAAACAAAGAUGCCACUUUGUAAAGAGAGGAAUAGGAUAUGUGUGUUGCACUGUGAUUACUGCAGCUCUAAUCAUUACAUUUGGCGUUCUGUGUGUUUAUUAUGUAAACCUUCACAUGGAAAAUGACAAAGAUCGUGCUGGAUACAUGGCUUUGACUGCAUUCCUCCAUGUCCUGUCAACAAUAUCCCUCUUCAAACAUCCAAAACAUUUGCCUGAUCUUCCUCACAUUCUGAUCUACAUGUUUGGAGCCGUAGGACUGAAUAUUGUAAAUUCUAUCACUCUAAUCACAGAACUGAGCCUGAAAGCAGACAAAGGAGCACCGACUUUACAAGACCUACGUGUGAUUGUCGUACCAUUUGAAACGAUCUUUGUCUCUGCAUGGCUUGCUUUGCAAAUCUAUCAUUUCUGGAUGGGAACAAGACACAGAAUAAAGCAAAACUUUGAGGAUCAAAGGGAAGCAGGAGCUCAGGAUCCUCAAGCGAUGGUGGCUCUGUCUCCCUCUGUGCCGAAACCUUCUGACCCCUCUGAGGAUGAUCCGUCACCUUGAAUGGGCACUGAUUUCACAAGUGUAAGGAGCAAGUAUCAGCAGAUGUUCACCAUCCCUAGAAACAUCGAGAACCUGGAUAAAGUCACAAGAAGUUAAAUACAGAGAUUAUUUGAAAAGAUGCCUGAUAUUCACUUUGGAUUGUCUGGUAGUGGCUCAGCACCGAUAACAGAUUCUGCAUUCCGUUGCUUUUUUUUCUGGUCUUUAAAUUCAAUUCAAUGUUUCUCUCAUGCAUAUGCACAAGAAAUGACCUCACAGAAAGAAGUCAGUACUUGAGGUGGUUUUCUUGGUAACGGUGGACAAGUAAACAAAAAAAACAAAGCAUUAUUUCUUAUUCUGAGAGGCUUUGAAUGAGAUGCUGGCAGAAAACUUUGUGGGGUCUGAUGGCAGUUAACUCCAUCCUAGAGAACUUCUGAGGAAUGCGACGAUGGCUAAAGCUACUCUUGGAUUUCACUCCUUGGAGGAUUUGAGCAAAAUCAUUCAAAAUGAUCUCUAGACUUGCUACCUUCCUCUUCUCAGUCAGUGCCUCCAGUAAGUCUACAGCCAGUCCUGGAAUAGUCAAAGUCAUAGAUCAGUCAAAUCAUGUGAUUCAGAAGACGAGAGUCAUUUUGACGUUAUAAUGCAGAUUUUUACUGUGUAAAAAAAGCAAAAAACACACUCCUUGUGUAUGUUUGCAAAGAGCCCUUGCAACAAUGGACAGAAACUGCCAGGAGAAUGUAAUUAGCAGUUUUCCAGAAAAACACAGAGGGACAUUGGCCAAGUGAAAACUUAAGGUACUUUGUAUUUUAGGUCAAAGGGUCUUGCACUAAAAUUUUCUUUCUGUGUCAUGGUUUCAUAGUUUUGUAAAUAAAACCUGAAAAAAAUG